CCGCAGCAACGUUGGGCUUUUGUUGCAAGCCGACAGGAAACCUAGAUUUAAGGAGAAAUCAGUGAACAAACACUUUAAGAGCGAUUAAUUUUUGCAACAUUACAUACGUUCUGUCGAGUUCUGAGAUUCCGAUUCCGUUCUUUGGAUGGCUAAAAGUUGUGAUGAAGUGGUAUAUUCGGAAAGGAGCCAAAUUAUCAAGGAUAUAUCGGCGAGGUAUCCUUGUCAUGAGAAGAUCAUCCACAAGCUAUACAAAUACUAUGGCAGUGGGGAUCCCUUUCCGCCCGCCCUGUAUUUGUAUGGCCACGGUGUUACGGGCAAAUCGUCCAUUCUGGAGUCUCUGUUCGCAGAAUUAGGUGGGGUGCGCUAUUUGAAACUCAAUGUGAUUGAAGCGUACUCCAACAAGUUGUUGUUCGAAAACAUCGCAUUUGGUCUGCAGGAUAUUCGGCUUUCUACGCACAAUGGCUACACCUACGCGCACAGGCUCGAGUACACGAAGGAGUUUCUAACUGAACUUCGUCGUCUCGAUCGGUCACUCGCAUACGUGAUCGUGAUCGAGAGUGCGGAACGCUUACGUGACGCGGACCAAAACCUUCUGCCGAUGCUACUGCAGUUACCUGAAGCCACUGGCCAAAAUAUUUCCGUUGUGCUGAUGUCGUCAUUACCGUUUGAGAAGUACUACAUUAAAACAGGCAUGCCCUCCAUUCCUAAGCUGUUUGUACCGGCGUAUUCGCGUGACAGCAUGCUCAAAAUUCUCUCGAACGACUUUCACAAGAUUAAACUGGAUGCCCAGAAGCUCGCCCAUCUCGCUGGCCUCGAGCACAGACUCGAACUUAUCGAUCGUACGGUUACGCAAGAGUUGUACUCCAACUUUGUGCACCUAUUUCUCAGCACCUUCUGGAAGGUGUGCCGGGACGUGGGUGAGUUACGCCUAGUAGUGAGCCAAUGUUUUCGCUACUACUACGAACCGGUCAUUGAGGGAACAAUCGAAGCCAAUGACGCAUUGAAAUUGUGGCGCAACAUCAGCAUGGUACUGAAGACGACUUUUACUACCCUGUACAUGCGGCUAGGUAGCAGCAAUCUGGAUGUCGACUACUGUCACUCGCAAAUGCAUUUAGUGCAGCAGCUGGAGCUGCCGUAUUACGCCAAAUACUUACUCAUUGCGGCAUACCUUGCCAGCCACAACCCGGCCAAAGAGGACAAACGGCUGUUUCUCAAAAGCCACGGCAAACAGCGGAAGCGAAUGCAAACAGUGAAUGCACGGGCGAAGGUGUCGGAGAAAAUGGCCGUUCAACUGGGACCGAAAGCAUUUGGGAUUGAUCGACUGUUAGCUAUUUUUUAUGCCAUCCUGGACGGGGAGAAGGUUGCCGUAACUUCCAACCUGCUGACACAGAUCGCAACCCUCGUUCACCUGAAGCUGCUAGCAUAUGUCAGCUCGGCUGAUGCGAGCUUGCUUGACGGUACAGCCCGGCUGCAGUGCACAGUUGGACUCGACAGUAUCCUGCAAAUUGGUCGGAUGAUUGGCUUUAACGUGCGUCAAUACUUGUGCGACUUUUUCUAGUUAACUAGCGUUAACUAGAUGAAUAGUUUCGAAAAGCGUUGAAAAGCGGCUUCGUUGCGGUUUCAAGUGAUUCAUUCUACAGCAAGAUACCAUACUGCACACCGCAGGCAUCGAAUGUGGCGAUUAUGGCGUCCGUUGACACUAUUGUGCAUAUGCUGUCGAGCAAGGAUAGAUCGGCUUCGCGUAGUCCAUGAGCGAUAUGCUUUGUGAGAUCGUCCAGCUCAUGCUGUCGAACGAAAUCUGUCGUAAAAGGAGAGGAGAUGAAACGGUGUUAAUAA
Anopheles darlingi is the source of this 1836-nucleotide messenger RNA. RefSeq names its product origin recognition complex subunit 5 (gene Orc5). Gene Ontology annotation, cellular component: nuclear origin of replication recognition complex; nucleus. Gene Ontology annotation, biological process: DNA replication; DNA replication initiation. Lineage: Eukaryota; Metazoa; Arthropoda; Insecta; Diptera; Culicidae. The coding region runs from base 146 to 1558 and encodes 470 amino acids. The transcript is spliced from 2 exons. Gene Ontology annotation, molecular function: DNA replication origin binding. The record is from RefSeq and is a predicted model, not a curated record.